AUGGAGUGCGGAGUCCAUGCGGUGAUUCAGGAGCCGUCGGGGAGCGCCGACGCUUUCGUGCAGCUCCACGAUGGGCGGCGGCGACAUCUGGGCGUCCCCCCGCAGCUGCAGUCGCGACUGUGCGCUUCGCGGGGAUUCCACGCAAUCACGCGGCUCUGCGCUCCGAUCGGCCGACUGCUGGGCGAGGUCUACACGUUGUUCGAGUCGUACUACUUCGCAGCGGAGCGGCCGGCGCUGGUGUCGCUGCACACCUGCGCGCGUGGUAUCGCAAGCUCGCUCGGCAUCAUUAUUGUCUACGUCUACCGCGUAUGCCGCGCCACCACGUCGGCGCUGUCGCGGUACGCCAUCGCAACUAUAUCGGACGACCGUCGUCGAGAACUAGGCAGCAAGGCCAUGGUCUUCAAGUACGGCUUCUUCGCUCACGGCAUGGCUGUGAGUGCGUCGAACACCUCUCAGGAAGUCUUGAUCGCAGCGGCGCUGGACCGCGGGUCAAUCAACAUCUCCUUCAACCAUGUGGCGCACCGGGCGCUGCUGCAAUUGACGCGAAUCGACGGAUGCGGGCCUGAUGCCCCCGUGACGUCGCAUGCACUCGGAUUCGACGACCGGCUUUCUGAAGGCACGGAGUUCGUCACCUGCGUAUCGACUGAUCCUACGCCGGGGUUGGGAGUUACGCUGAUUGUGGGUUACUCGACAGGUGUUGUGGAGAUCUGGAAGGAAAGCGUCUGCAUGACGGAUCUGCGCGAGGCGCUCUGUGAGGCCGUUGCGCAGUGCAAGCUGUCGUCGUAUCCAUUCUUCUGCUCAUUUAGCCCCUGUGGAGAGAUAGCAGUGGUACUGACUGUGGAUGACAUGUACUUGACAGAGUGGACCGGAUCCUCACUGUCGGCCAUCAAGCUGGUCGACGGCUCGAGCGCCGACUUUUGGUCCGCCACCGGCGCACGUGUGCUGGCGGCUGAGUGGCUGAAUGCGCACGAGAUUAUGAGCCUAUCGGAUAACGGCCAGCUGUGGCUUUCCAGGAGGUCGGAAAUGGGGUACUGGCAAAGGAUAACGCAGUACAUCUUGGCGGACUCGCCGCCCAAGGAUGCGGGUUUGACCAGCUGGAUCAGCCGGAUGCAGUAUGACGGUCGAGGACUGAUGUUCCUUAAAAUGCACGGGUCGCACCAAGUACUGCAGUUGCGUUGGGACAAGAGCGCUAUGCCUGAUCUGUCCGUUGUGGAGUUCCCUGCAAGGGAGACGGUUGGGCGACUGGGAGGUCGCAUCCCGAGCGCGACUUCAGAUUCAGCUGAUACUAUGACCGCAGCUGACGGUCGUGAUUUACGCAAUUCGGCUAACAAUUUGGCAGUGGCGGACUUUGCGCUGGAGCCGCAAUCGUCCCUCAUCGCCAUCAUUGUAAGCGACCGCUCUGCGGUGAACGUGUACAGCUAUCCGAAGAUGCGUUUCCUGCACGCUUUGGAACCGCCAAGACCUCAUUUGAAGGCUGCAGGGCUGAAGUUCGUGGCCACCAGAAGCAGCACUGUCGAAGUAUUUUUGGCGGUGAAGUGGGUUGAGAUAAGCCUCGAAAUAUUCCAGGAGCCGGAGGAUUUCGACAUCGACCACAAAGUUGCAAGCACAGGCGGCGCACAGAGCGGGCGCAUGACGAUCGUUUACGCGUUGUCCAGCUCCGUGCUGCGUUCGCAAAACUGGCAAGGACAGAGUUUGGCCGAGAUCUUGUCUGGAGGCGAGAGCUCGGUCACCGCCCAUGCAAGAACUCCCAGGAGUGUAUCGUUCCGCCGGAACGAUGGGUACGGCGGGGAGACCAUACCCCGACUCACUGUAUUCCGGCCAACCUUCCCGGAGCAUCUGUUGGGUGGUACGAAAAAUUCUGUUAUGUUCGAGGACGCAUUUUCGCACCGUCGGCAACUAUUCGGCAAGCAGUACGCCGACGGAGAUGACCGCGUGCUAUCAUUCGACGGGAAAAUGCAGGCAAUGGGUCGGCGGGAGUCGCCGUUGCUGGGCGGGUCAGCCUUUUCCAAGGCGCCGCUGUCUAGGUCGCCCGAGACGGACACACAUGUCUACUCAAUGGAAGAGUUCACUCGCCGCAAACGCGGCGGUAUAUAA
Messenger RNA from Babesia ovata, 2094 nucleotides. RefSeq lists its product as uncharacterized. Lineage: Eukaryota; Apicomplexa; Aconoidasida; Piroplasmida; Babesiidae. The transcript has a single exon. Gene Ontology annotation, molecular function: protein binding. Bases 1 to 2094 code for a protein of 697 amino acids. The record is from RefSeq and is a predicted model, not a curated record.